Messenger RNA from Cygnus olor (mute swan), 2057 nucleotides. RefSeq names its product 5-hydroxytryptamine receptor 1A (gene HTR1A). Gene Ontology annotation, molecular function: G protein-coupled serotonin receptor activity. Gene Ontology annotation, biological process: regulation of behavior; regulation of vasoconstriction; adenylate cyclase-activating adrenergic receptor signaling pathway. Gene Ontology annotation, cellular component: plasma membrane. The record is from RefSeq and is a predicted model, not a curated record. The transcript is spliced from 2 exons. The coding region runs from base 122 to 1219 and encodes 365 amino acids. NCBI's taxonomy places the organism in Eukaryota, Metazoa, Chordata, Aves, Anseriformes, Anatidae.
CGGGGGGGGUGGCCGGCGUGGCCAAAGCACACGGGACGGCGAUGCCUCCUGCCAGGGGAGCGCACAAGUGACCGGCGCCUCUUCCCAUGCCCGUCUCCUGAAGCGACCCCCCCGUCCCGGCAUGGAUGUGGCCAACAACACUACCUCCCCAGAGCGCUCCCCCGAGGGGGCAGGUGGCCCCGGCCUCGCCGAAGUGACCCUGGGCUACCAGCUGCUCACCUCGCUGCUCCUGGGCACGCUCAUCCUGUGCGCCGUGAGCGGCAACGCCUGCGUGAUCGCGGCCAUCGCCCUGGAGCGCUCCCUGCAAACCGUGGCUAACUAUCUCAUCGGCUCCCUGGCCGUCACCGACCUCAUGGUGUCCGUGCUGGUGCUGCCCAUGGCAGCCCUCUAUCAGGUGCUGAACAAGUGGACGCUGGGGCAGGUCACCUGCGACAUCUUCAUCUCGCUGGACGUGCUGUGCUGCACCUCUUCCAUCCUGCACCUGUGCGCCAUCGCCUUGGACAGGUACUGGGCCAUCACGGACCCCAUCGACUAUGUCAACAAGAGGACUCCCCGGCGGGCCGCCGUGCUCAUCAGCCUGACCUGGCUCAUCGGCUUCUUGAUAUCCAUCCCGCCCAUGCUGGGCUGGAGGACGCCCGAGGACCGCUCGGACCCCGACGCCUGCACCAUCAGCAAGGACCACGGGUAUACCAUCUACUCCACCUUCGGCGCCUUCUACAUCCCGCUGCUCCUCAUGCUGGUGCUCUACGGCCGCAUCUUCAAGGCGGCCCGCUUCAGGAUCCGCAAGACCGUCAAGAAAGCGGAGAAGAAGAAAAUCGCCGACACCUGCCUCACCCUCUCCCCGGCCACCCUGCAGAAGAAAAGCAACGGGGAGCCCGGCAAGGGCUGGCGGCGGACUGUGGAGCCCAGGACCGGCGCCUGUGUCAACGGCGCGGUGCGGCAGGGCGAGGACGGGGCAGCCCUGGAGAUCAUCGAGGUCCAGCGCUGCAACCGCUCCUCCAAGACUCACUUGCCGCUGCCCAGCGCGGCGUGCGGCUCCCCGCCGCCCCCCUCCUUUGAGCGGCGCAACGAGAAGAACACGGAGGCCAAGCGGAGGAUGGCUCUGUCCCGGGAGAGGAAGACUGUCAAGACCCUGGGCAUCAUUAUGGGCACCUUCAUCCUCUGCUGGCUGCCGUUCUUCAUCGUGGCGCUGGUCCUGCCCUUUUGUGACACCGCUUGAAAGUUUCUCCGGAGACGUUGCUGUUGUUUCGGAGGCAGCCAGCUGCGGCACACUUUGCUCGGGAAAACAGAAAAGAAAAGAAAAGAAAACAAAACAACAACUACAAAAAACUAAAACAAACACAAACACAGCAGAACUAACCAAACAGGUCAACCAAAACACUGCCAUGUGCUCCGUGGCAGUAGGGGAGGGGCUGACAGCAUCCCGGCGGCAGCCGCAGGUGGCGAAAGCGACAUCUCUCAGCGCAGCACGGAAAGGGGCAGGUUCUCUCCUCCCCCGGGCCAGCCCCGGCCAGGGUAAGCACGACCACCCCGCAAAACCAGAGCUGCGGCCAGAAGCAGGCAGUGCCACUGCGGUGCCAAGGGCAGGGAGAGGAGAGCCCGCACCUGGCUGCUCCCCGUGGCGGCUCAGCGAGCCUCCCCCCGCAGGGGCUCCCCCCUCUCCCCGUAAUCCCAGCUGCUUCGCCCCGGGCUGCUUCCCCGUCCCCUUCCCCGUCUGGCCCUGGAUGGCGGCAGGACGGCAGGACGGCAGGACAGACGGCCCGGCCCCCCCUGACACCUUGCCGGGACCCCUGCGACGGGCCGCCUGAACGGAAUGCUUCACCAAAUAUAUAUACACGUAGAUAUUUUCCUGUUUAGUUUGGUGUAAUCUAUGCUAACUGUAGGUAAAAGGGAAUGUUAAGUCUGCGCAUCGCGUGAAUCCAAAUGUCCAGUCGUUUCUGAACUUUAACCGCUUACAUUAAACGGCAAUAGUGCUUUUAACAGCCUCGGGGAUAUAGCUGACUUUCUGAAAACCUUAUUCGACCUCAUUUUCGCAAUUAAAGUGGUUUCUGCUAUUA